ACAACCGAAAUCUUUAUUCUGGAUGUUUAGAAAUGAACUUUACGAGCACAGAUGUAGAAGUUAAAUGCCUAAUAUUUAGAAAAGACAAUGACGAAAAACCCAGUACGAUUAAGCUUCUGAGAUUGACAAGGAAGAACCCUGACUUUGAACCCGAGGGAAAUCCUGAUCUAAGCAAUACAAUUUUAGCUUUUCUAAAAGCGGAAUGGAUGUGGGUGGCUCUAGGUGGUGGAGUUUUAAUGUUACUCAUUGUGAUCACAGCUACAGUGAGAGCUUUCAGGAAAGGCAAACGUGAAGAGGCAAUGGUGCAACGAGCCAGUGUGAACUACGAGAGCUUCACAAAUGAGCCACAGGAGCCAACGCCUCCGUUCCCACAAGGACCUAAACUGGAGCAGACUUACCUCGCCCCCAUAGACUUACAGGAAUCCCCGUACGCUACGUCCCGUCCAGAGAACGACACUUACGCUCUUCCCUACACUCCCAGCAACGUUGAAGAACUCUAUUCAAAACCAGUACCAAAACGUUCAAGAAUAAAUGAACUAUACACCAAAGUGCUCCCGAAGAGCCUUAGAAAACAGCAGGAAUCAUCCAAAUAUGUAAACUCUGCCGAGCUGACCUAUGCUGAAAUUAGUCACACAGGCCCUUCUAAAAAACCCGUGGCUCAUAAACAAAUCCAAAAGGAAGAUAACUAUGCCGCAGUUGUACAUAACAACUAUGUUAAUGUGAAUAAAGAUACAAAAUACGGGAAAGCAAGAAAUGAUGGGUAUUCUGAAGUAGUUCCAAAUACAACUUAUGCAAAUGUCACAAACGAUGUGUACGUGGAACCUAGUUAUUGUGAGUUAGGACGACACAAAUAAAUUAUUUCAAUACCUUAGUAUAAAGGAAACACAUUUAUCAAGCCGGAAGCGGUUCGUAACCGUUUAAACUCGAAGCGGUCAGUAUUCUUUGUAUGAAACUCCGUACUGCAACGCUCACUUAUCCGCACCGUAAUGUACCUAAACGCCUCGCCUCGCGUUGAUAAGUGUUCUAUGACCUUACAGGAUGAAAAUGAAGUCAUUGGCAUCCUUUUAGAAUAAAACUACUCAUAUCAUAAGUCCUUUUCAGUCAAAUGAGUUUUUUUGCCUUUAUUUUUACUAUUUAUUUAUACGUAUUAGUGUGCUCUUAAAGAGUUUAAAAAUAUUCUACAGUCAACAGCCAAACCUACUAGUAUCACUAUUUAACCCGGAAUAGCACGGUCAUAGCACACUUACAAACCUGGAAAGGGAUCAACACCGUAUCGUCUUUCGCCGCAAGGUGAGGCGUUUACAUUACGGUGCGGAUAAGUGUGCGCUACAGUUGGUACACGACGUACGGACUAUGGAGUCUUAUACAAAGAAUACUGACCGUCUAAAGUCGAUACGGUUACGAUCCGCUUCCGGCUUGAUUGGUGUGCUUCAUCCUUUAGAUCAGGGAUGUUAUGGAUAUCCGUAACCGUAACCGAAACUUUCGAAUAUCCGUAACC
Ostrinia furnacalis (Asian corn borer) is the source of this 1498-nucleotide messenger RNA. RefSeq lists its product as uncharacterized. Lineage: Eukaryota; Metazoa; Arthropoda; Insecta; Lepidoptera; Crambidae. The record is from RefSeq and is a predicted model, not a curated record. Bases 33 to 854 code for a protein of 273 amino acids. The transcript is spliced from 4 exons.